Messenger RNA from Aegilops tauschii subsp. strangulata, 831 nucleotides. Lineage: Eukaryota; Viridiplantae; Streptophyta; Magnoliopsida; Poales; Poaceae. The record is from RefSeq and is a predicted model, not a curated record.
AUGUCCGGACUCUUCUUCGCUGUGUCCAGAAUCUUCUCUGCCGCCGCCAUAUCUGGAAUCUACCCCACCGCCAUGUCCAGCGCCAUCGUCUUUGUGUCGAUCGGGAUAGCCGAGAUCGGCAUCGGCGUCGGCGUUGUGGGUACUGCUUCAGUGCUUGGCAUCGGCGUUGUGGGUACAGCUUCAAUGCUCGGCGUCAGCGUAGGCGUAGUCGUGGUCGUGGCUAUGGGCGUGGGAGCGGGUGUGGUCACCGCCGGUCCCGCCAUCUGGUUCAAGAUGAGGCCACGCUCCGCCAGGUACCACGCCUUCACCUACUCGUCCAUCGUCGACAUGUCUGCUAGGCCAUACAGGGUGCGGGCGACGGGUUGCGGGCGCGCCCCGUUCGGGCGCACGCCCAGGGGCACGCGGGCGUGGGCGCUGGCGGCCACGGCGGGGCACGGCGCCGGCCAGGGGUGGGCGCAGCCCGGCUGGUCCCUGGCGUCGGCGGGGGCGGAGGAAGGCGUCGGCCAGGGCAAGGGACAGAGGAGGCGCGGCCGUGGGCGCGCGGGAGGAGCGGAGCAGCAGCGGCGGGACAGGGGCGGCCGGGGUGAGGCCACGACGGGCGCAGGCCUCGGCGGCCAGAGCGAAGGAGGGGGCCGCGGGGGCGCGGGCCGGCAGCCAGGUGCGGGUGUGCGCGACGGGGCAGAACGGGGCGAGGCCGGGCGGAGCUGCGGGAGGCGGGGCGCGCGAGGGGCCUGGCCGCAGCAGCAGCAGAACAGCAGCAGGCGGGAGGCGCAGGCCACGGCGGCGCUCGGCCACGCGAGCAGGGGAGCAACGCGCGGCGGCGGUGCGUAG